AUGUGGAGGUUGACGACGGCGGCGGGAUCGGGGUUUCUUCACCAGCAUCGUUCGGUACUGCAACAAAGAGGUAUUAACAUUCCCUGGAAAUCUAGCAUCAGCAUUUCCCGCUUUUCAUCUCGAUUUGAGGAAUCGUAUAGAGAGCAGCUGAGAGUAGGAUUCGAGCCUGAUAAGCUAGAUGAAGCGAUGGAGUUGUUCGAUCGGAUGAUACAACUUCGUCCGCUUCCUACGAUUGUGGAUUUCACACAAUUAGUGCAUGGCAUAUGCAAAAUUAAGCGGUACGAUCAUGGAAUCCGCAUAUUCAAGAGGAUGGAACUCGCCGGAGUGGAUCAUGAUAUGUAUUCGCUCAAUGUGCUCAUAAAUUGUUUCUGCCGGUGCUCUCAGCAGCUCUUUGCUUUGUCUACGCUGGGCAGAGUGUUGAAAUCUGGCUACGAGCCCGAUAUGUACACCUUUAGCGCCUUGCUCAGGGGAUUUUUUAAGGAAGGAAGACAUAUUGAUGGUGUUCGUUUGAUGAAGCAGAUGGCUAUGGUGAAAGAUGGAUUUGAAGUAAGUGCAGCCACUUAUGCUGCAAUCAUAAACGGAUAUUGCAAGGCAGGGGAGACUGACGACGCCAUAAAAUCUCUUAGAAGAAUGGAGAGUGAGAAAGUGGAGCCAAAUGUUGUGAUCUACACCACAAUAAUUGAUUCUCUGAUGAAAGAGGAUAAAGUGGCUGAGGCAUUGCGUCUUUUCUGUGAAAUGGAAUCAAGGGGUAUCGAGGCCAAUGCUGUUACUUAUAACUCUAUAAUGAGUAGUCUGUGUAGGUUUGGAAGGUGGGAUGAUGGGAACACUUUCAUGACGGCAAUGUUGGAAAGGAAGAUUGAGCCUACAGCUGCCACUUUCAACUUUAUAAUUGCAGCUUUCAGAAAAGAGAAGAGGUUUCUGGAAGCCUCAAAUUUCCUUACAAUGAUGACUGAUCUAGGUGUAGCUCCUGAUGCAUUCACCUAUACCGCUCUGAUCAAACACCAUUGUGAAAAGAAACGCAUGAAAAAAGCGAAGGAUGUCUUCGAUAUGAUGGUUACAAAAGGGUGUCAGCCAAAUACCGUCACUUACAAUAACCUCAUCGAGGGAUAUUGCCAGAGGAAAAGGAUGGAAGAUGCCAUGAUAUUAUUCAAGGAGAUGUCUAAAAGAGGAGUUGCUCAUAACAAAAUCACAUUUACGUGUAUGAUCCAAGGUUACUGCAAUGUGGGAGAAGUCAAUAAAGCUGCUAAAUUGUUUGAUCAGAUGGUGUUACAUGGGUUGACUAUGGAUUCUGUUGUCUUCAAUGUGUUGAUAAACGGCUUGUGCAAUGUUGGAGAUAUAGACAAAGCUCGUUGCUUGUUUGAGGAUAUGGAAAAGAGGGGAAUGUCUCACCCUCAUGAGACCCUUUAUGUUACAACAACCCUAAUCAAAGGCUUGUUUAAUGUUGGUAGAAGCGAUGAGGCGUGGGACUUGUUCUGCAGCCUUCCGCUCAAAGGAGUGAAGCCUGAUGUGCAAGUGUAUAACUGCAUCAUUUCAGGGUUUAUGAAGAUGGAAGGUGGGUUUUCUGAUGUGAAGAAGGUUGCACUGAAAAUGAAAGAUGAUGGGAUUUCUCCCAAUGCUGACACCUACAAUAUCACAGUCAGAGGUCUUUUUUAUCAAAAGGAGUAUGGUUUAGCUGCUCAAAUUGUGAAAGAGAUGAAAGCUGGUGGCUUUGAAGAAGAUGGGAUCACCAUGUCACGCAUUCAUAGGCUGGAAGCAUGGGAGAAAAGCAUCUUUAUGAAUUUGAUUGCUUAA
Molecule: messenger RNA, 1791 nt
Organism: Microthlaspi erraticum
Lineage: Eukaryota; Viridiplantae; Streptophyta; Magnoliopsida; Brassicales; Brassicaceae
Source: the annotation of a GenBank genome assembly